Molecule: messenger RNA, 1138 nt
Organism: Suillus paluster
Lineage: Eukaryota; Fungi; Basidiomycota; Agaricomycetes; Boletales; Suillaceae
Exons: 5
Coding region: 140-868 (242 amino acids)
Source: RefSeq, a predicted model, not a curated record
CAUGCUACAUCCGCCACUCCUUUCAAAACUGUUAACACUCAUCUGGCGGAGCCUCUGCAUGCACCCUUUUCACCUGCCUACAUAUCAUCGCAGUGAAUCCUAACUCAGAAAAAAGUUGACUACCACAUUGCCGUUGCUGAUGUUCAGCCAAAUUCAGUGUAUUCAAGAGUGUACUGGGGACAGUCAGUGCCCGAGACUGCUGUCAAAGCCUAGUACUGUCCCCUUCAAUGAAGAACUUCCACCCACCUGGCAUGCCCCAAAAUCCCGUCUUUCGCUGUGUAUCUUCAGAACAUGCUGCUUCAUAUUCACCUGGCACAGCGAUCUGCGCUGGUUACACGGCCUCUUGAAAGAGGCAAAUCGCUGGGAAGACCAGCAUGUUCAAUAUCUAACCCUGCUCGCUCAAGUGAAUGCGGUACAAGGAUUCAUGUUUUCCACUAUGCCCUCCGCAAAUCCACUACUUCCCCGAGAUGUCUUCUACAGAUUUGGUCUAUCUUGCGCCUGUUUGGCGGAGUCGCUUGGCUUCUUGUUGUUUUGGUGUUAUCAGAAGCGCGCCACUAUAGAAGUCUUAAUUCGGGGGCGCUGGAGAAUUUUUUGGUACCUCCUGGCUUUGGCGGUCGAAGUCACUCUAACAGUAGUGCUGAAGAUUCUUACUAUCAAGUUCUUUUCUCGGCUCGACCUCGUCCAAACUUAUCUAAUUACAACAUUGGCAUUCAUUGGCGUUUGUCAUGUGGUGUCGACUCUCGGUUCACCACUGUACCACUGUGUGGCAGACUUGUGGACUAAUGCUCGGAUGACCAACAAAGGUAGGGAUGGGGAGGUAGCAACUCGUCUGGAGUCAAAAGAGAAAGGCUACAUAGAAUCUUACUAGUAGACACGCAGUUGGACGCGUGGUGCCGUCUCCGGGAGGCUCCCUUGCUCAUUGAUUACUCUUACAAAUGGUUAGUAUGAUGUAUCCCCCUAGGCACCCUUUGACGAAGGAAGUAGUCAUUCCGAAUUCUAAGCCAAGUUAAUAUAUUGACUCAUAACCAAUCCCCUUACAAUUUUCGAGUGUGAAGGGAAAAAAAGUACUAUCUGAGCCUGCACAAGAAACUAAAGUAUCUCUUCAUCAUAGCAUCUAAAUGCGAAGAACAAUCGAUCA